Dibothriocephalus latus is the source of this 378-nucleotide messenger RNA. The record is from the annotation of a GenBank genome assembly. NCBI's taxonomy places the organism in Eukaryota, Metazoa, Platyhelminthes, Cestoda, Diphyllobothriidea, Diphyllobothriidae.
AUGUUGAUCUGCCUCACAGUGGGGCUCACCUGUCGUGAGGUCAGCGGUUUCAUGGCCUCCAGACCGGAACCGGCGCGGUUCGAGCUCGGUGGAUGGGCGCCGCAGAAGAAGGACAACGCCGACGAUGAGGCUGACAGUGGAACCUCCUCGACCUCAGAGGUGUCAAAGCGCCUCUCCAUGCAUCAGAAGGAUAUGCUGCGCCGUAUUGUCUACGAGGUCUCCCACUGCAUGCGGCCCUGUCUCAACAAUGGAAUUACCCUGCUGCCGAGAAACACUGUUGACCUCUGCCGUUGUGUCUGCCAGCCCGGAAAUUACGGUCUCGCCUGCGAGUAUGAGCUGACCGAGGAGGAGAAACGUCUGCAUCGUUAUGCCCACUGA